Molecule: messenger RNA, 1659 nt
Organism: Naegleria fowleri
Lineage: Eukaryota; Heterolobosea; Eutetramitea; Acrasida; Naegleriidae
Exons: 3
Coding region: 1-1659 (552 amino acids)
Source: RefSeq, a predicted model, not a curated record
AUGGGCAACAACGUUGGCGGAAGUGUCGAUCGGAGUGAUCUAGGACUUAAACCUUGGUACAUGCUCUAUGAGAUUGAACAAAAUCUCAAUACUGGUGACAUUGUUCUAUUUAGUACUCGCUCAACGCCAGGUCGUCUCUUCCGAUUUCACACCAACAGCAAAUAUUGUCAUGUCGGGAUUGUUGUAAAAAUUCCAAAAUCAGACAAAUCCAAUUACCACUCGAGUGAGUCCAAUGAAUCCUUGUUGAAUCAAGGAAAAGCACUCAGUGCAGAACACGUCUAUAUUUUAGAACCUCAAGUCGAUUAUGAACAAUUCUUGGAUUUAUCUUCAAUUGUUGCUUCCAAUUCAAUUGCUUCCAAAUCGAGCACAAGUACAAAUGAUUUAACAAAAGGAUCUUCCAUGUCAUCCAAUUACAGAGUCAAAGUGAGAGCAAGUAUGCUACGAUUGACUUCAAAAUUAUAUUCUGGAUACUAUGAUUUAGUAGCAGUGAGAAAAUUGAAAUAUUUAAAUGGUAAAAAGGGAUCCGAGUUGAUUCACACUCAACUCACAGAUUUACUCUUUGAUAGAGAUUUGGAACGAAAAGAUCCUCAACAUGAUCUCGCAAAUAUUUUGGAAAGUGAAUUUACAUUUUCCAUACAUCCACAUUAUUUCAAUAACUUUUUUAGAGAGAGUUUGUUUGAGAAUGGUCUAAUCUUUGCGUCACCUCCUGAAGAUCGACAACUAUUGAUCAGUGCCAAUUUUACGGCUCUCAUUUAUGAAAAGUUGGGAAUUUUCAAAAUGGAGAAUAUGAAUAUCAUUUCUAAAUUCACACCCUUUCACUUUUCAGAAGACUCUUCCUACAAAUUACCUUUUAAUAAGCAAUUAGUCAUGGGUCUGGAAGAUCCAAUGUAUAUUUAUUUGGAUUAUGAAGUAUUUGCUGAUCAAUUACGGGUUGAAAACAAGACACUCCCUCUCAAAGUCACUGAUUCUCCAAUUUGUGACAAAAUUGUCAGAAAUCGACUCUCUCUCAAUUGGAAUGAUUCACUCAUUUCCACUCUAAGAAGUGGUGACUUGAUUUUCACACAAGAAGAAUCUACUGUAGGUCGUGCCGUUCGUCGAGUCUGGAAUGGUUCCACCUACUCUCGAGUUGGAGUGAUUAUUCGUAUUCAGGGUCAAUUCUUUGUCUAUGACAUUGCGCCUUAUUAUUUGAGUCAGGAUGAAGCAAAAAUUCCAAAUUGUAAAGUAUUGGAAGGUCGAGUGCAGAGUCUACAUUCCUACUUGGCAAGUGUUCCAUUCAUUCGAGUAGCAGUUCGAAAAUUAGAAAGUGAAGGAACCAAUGUAUCCAUGAGAAUGCAAGAGAAACGAGUGUAUGUUUCUCUUCAAUUAGAACCAACCAAUGAGUGUCUCAUGAACAAGCGAAUUCGAGAACUCUUUGAAAAUAUUGACGGUACUUUUAUUCCACGUGUUCGAUUUGAUGUCUCGAAUGUCUUUUCGUGUGUUUUUGUGUUACUCAUGUUCAAGCAGUUGAGACUCAUUAAUGUGAGUGAUCAACCCCAUGAUUUGCUAUCGUAUACACCCACCCACUUGUUAGAUUUUAAAAAGUUGAAUGGUGAUUACAAGUUGGGUGAUGAAAUGAUCUUGUUGAAUGCUGAAGUGUUGAUCCAUCAACACAAGGUGUAG